Anguilla anguilla (European eel) is the source of this 5558-nucleotide messenger RNA. RefSeq names its product small G protein signaling modulator 1a (gene sgsm1a). The record is from RefSeq and is a predicted model, not a curated record. Gene Ontology annotation, biological process: activation of GTPase activity. Gene Ontology annotation, molecular function: GTPase activator activity. The coding region runs from base 163 to 5229 and encodes 1688 amino acids. The transcript is spliced from 25 exons. Lineage: Eukaryota; Metazoa; Chordata; Actinopteri; Anguilliformes; Anguillidae.
UUCAUUUUUUGGCCCGGGGAGAACACGGUGGCGCUUUAAAGGGCGUAUUGAAUGGGGAAUGAGCGCUGAGCGCCGCGCGCCACGGUAUCAGUAGAACAGUAGCUAGCUACAGUAUCUUCAGUCCGUGGUAGCCGCGAGGAGCUGUACUCGGAUCCUGACUCCAUGGCAACCGCAAUGGCAGAAACAGAGAUACGUCAGAAACUGCUGCGCACCGUCAAGAAGGAGGUGAAGCAGAUCAUGGAGGAGGCGGUGACCAGGAAGUUUGUGCAUGAAGACAGCAGCCAUAUUGUUUCUUUCUGCGCCGCUGUGGAGGCCUGCGUGCUGCACGGGCUGAAGCGGCGGGCGGCCGGGUUCCUGCGCAGUAAUAAGAUCGCCGCGCUCUUCACCAAGGUGGGCAAGGGCUUCCCCCCGGCCGAGGAGCUGUGCCGCAAGGCCCAGGCCCUGGAGCAGAUCAUCGAGAACAAACGGAACCAGGUGCCCCUGAACCCCGAAAGCACCCGCAAGCUCCCCAAGCUGCCCAACAUGUCCCCCCAGGCCAUCAAGCACCUGUGGAUCCGCACGGCCCUCAUCGAGAAGGUCCUGGACAAAAUCGUGCUCUACCUGGUGGAGAACAGCAGCAAGUUCUACGAGAAAGAGGCAGUGCUAAUGGAUCCUGUGGAUGGACCAAUCCUUGCCUCUUUGUUAGUCGGACCCUGCGCGCUGGAGUACACCAAGAUGAAGACCGCCGACCACUUCUGGACGGACCCCUCGGCCGACGAGCUGGUCCAGAGGCACAGGAUCCACAGCGCCUACUGCCGGCAGGACUCGCCCACCAAGCGCCCCGCCCUCUGCAUCCAGAAGAGACACUCCAGCAGCAGCAUGGACGAGCGGGCCUCCCCCUCCCCGUCCGCCCGGGACUACGUGGAGUCGCUGCACCAGAACUCCAGGGCCACGCUGCUUUUCGGCAAGAACAACGUCCUGGUGCAGCCGAGGGACGACAUGGAGGCUAUCCCAGGGUACCUCAGUCUCCACCAGACCGCUGACAUCAUGACCCUGAAGUGGACGCCCAACCAGCUGAUGAACGGCUCCGUGGGGGACCUGGAUUACGAGAGGAGCGUUUACUGGGACUACGCCAUGACCAUUCGCCUGGAGGAGAUCGUCUAUUUGCACUGUCACCAGCAGGUGGACAGUGGGGGUACUGUGGUUUUGGUGAGCCAGGAUGGGAUCCAGCGGCCCCCGCUUCGCUUCCCCAGGGGGGGCCACCUCCUGCAGUUCCUGUCCUGCCUGGAGAACGGGCUCCUCCCCCACGGCCAGCUGGACCCGCCCCUCUGGUCCCAGAGAGGAAAGGGAAAGGUUUUUCCGAAGUUGCGCAAGCGAUGCCCUCAGGGAUCCUCGGAGUCAGUCUCGGACAAAGAGGAGGACGAGGCCACGGACUACGUCUUCCGCAUCCUUCUCCCCGGCAGCCAGUCGGAGUUCGGUACGCCGGACCUGAUGGACCAGGGGGCGACCCUGUGGCACCCCACCCCCAGGAAGUCCUCCUGCUCCUCCUGCUCGCAAAGCGGGUCCUCCGACGGCGGACCGCCCAACGGGUGCAACCACGAGAGGGCCCCUCUGAAGCUGCUCUGUGAUAACAUGAAGUAUCAGAUCAUUUCCCGGGCUUUCUACGGCUGGCUGGCCUACUGUCGUCAUUUAUCCACGGUGCGCACGCACCUGUCCGCGCUGGUCAACCACGCCAUCGUCGACCCGGACGUCCCGUACAACGCCUACGGGGGCCUGACGGCGGAGGUGUGGCAGAGGUUCAUGGGGGACUGCUCCGCCUACGAGGAACGGGAGCUGCUGCGCCUGGUGUACUUUGGGGGGGUGGACCCCACGCUGCGCAAGGAGGUCUGGCCCUUCCUGCUGGGGCACUACCAGUUCGGCAUGUCCGAGGCGGACAGGAAAGAGGUGGAUGAGCAGGUGCGGGCCUGCUACGAGCAGACCAUGAGCGAGUGGCUGGGCUGCGAGGCCAUCGUGCGCCAGCGGGAGAAGGAGCAGCACGCCGCCGCGCUGGCCAAGUGCUCGUCCGGCGCCAGCAUGGACAGCAGCAUCCAGAAGAUGAUGCACCGUGACUCCACCGUCAGCAACGAGUCCUCCCAGAGCUGCAGCUCAGACAGGCAGAGCCACGCCCGGCUGCAGAGUGACUCCAGCAGCAGCACACAGGUCUUCGAGUCCGUGGAGGAGGUGGAUCAGAUCGAGACGGAGCCCAAGGGCGACGAGACCAAGCAGGUUCCCAAAAUCCCCAACGGGGCCCUGCCCAACGGCACCACCUCGCCCGACUCGGGACACCCGUCGUCCCGAAACUUCUCCAUCGCCUCCGGCUUGUCCGACCGCUCCCUCAGUACGGAGGACAGCGGCGCGCCCGAGGCCUCUGCCAAAUCCGCUGCCCCCCAGCAGCAGCCGCCGCCCCCCCAGCCCGGGCCGGCGAGGGCGGAGCAGGCCGCGGAGGCCUCCCCCACCUCCAGCCCCCCCCAGAGCACCCGGUCACAGCCCCAGCCCCAGCCCAAUGGGAAAGAACUCCAGGCUAAGGACGCGUCGGAGAAAGUCUCCAAAGCUCCCGGAGCCACAGAAACGGAAGUGGCCAAAUCGCCCAAAAUCGAGGAGGUUAGCGUUGCUAAACCAGAGGAGGUACAAUCGCCUGAAGCAGAGGUAGUCAGAUCGCCCAAAAAAGAGGAGGUCAACAUUGCUAAACCAGAGAAGGUUCAAUCACCUGAAAUAGAAGUAGCCAAAUCGCCUAAAACAGAGGAGGUCAACGUUGCUAAACCAGAGGAGGUGCAAUCACCUGAAGCAGAGGUAGCCAAAUUGCCUAAAACAGAGGAGGUCAACAUUGCUAAACCAGAGAAGGUUCAAUCACCUGAAAUAGAAGUAGCCAAAUCGCCUAAAACAGAGGAGGUCAACAUUGCUAAACCAGAGGAGGUACAAUCACCUGAAGCAGAGGUAGCCAAAUCGCCUAAAACAGAGGAGGUCAACAUUGCUAAACCAGAGGAGGUACAAUCACCUGAAGCAGAGGUAGCCAAAUCGCCUAAAACAGAGGAGGUCAACGUUGCUAAAUCAGAGGAGGUACAAUCACCUGAAGCUGAGGUAGCCAAAUCACCUGAAAUUGAGGAGAUCAAAUCACCUAAAGGAGAGGAGGUCAGUGUUCCUGAAGCAGAAGAGGUCAAGUCAAAAUCACCUGAAGCAGAGGUAACCAAAUCACCAGAAGCGGAAGGGAUCGAAUCGCCUAAAACAGAAGAGAUCAGUGUUCCUAAAUCUGAGUGGGUGAAAUCACCUGAGCCAGAAGCAGCCAGGUUACCUGAAACAGAGGAGGUCAAACCCUCUGAAAACGAGAGGGCUGGUGCUCCAAAAACAGAGCAGGUCAACACACCUGAAGCAGAAGAGAUUAAGUCACCAAAAACAGAGGAGGUGGAAUCACUUGAGAGUGAAAAGGUGAAAUCACUUGAAAGCGAGGUGGUCAAAUCACCAACAAUAGAGGAAGUCAGGUCACCUAAAAUGGAGGUUGCCAAAUCUCUGGAAUCAGAGGUCAAAUCACCAGAAACAGAAGAGGUAAAAUCACCUACAAAAGAGGAUGUCAGGUCACCUAAAACAGAAGAUGCCAAAUCUUUGGAAACAGAGGUCAAAUCACCAGAAACAGAAGAGGUGAAAUCACUCAAAACUGAGGAGGUCACUGCUCCUAAAACAGAGGAGGCUACAGAUGUAGACGGGGAGGUGAAAUCUCCUGAGGUGGAAGACGUUAAAACUCAAACAAAAACAGAGUUGGCCCAGGCAACGGAAACAGAAGUUGCCGUAUCUCCCGAAACACAAGCCCUCAGAGCUCCGGAUACGACGGAGGAGACGGAACAGGCGAGACCUUCAGAACAAGAGGUGGUCGAGGGUGCGAGGGAAAUGACAGAGGUCAAACCUCCCGAACCGGAGGAUGCCAAGGUCAUAGAACCUGAGGUAGCCAAAGCUCCACAAACGGAAGUCGGUGGAGCUCCUGAAACCGAAGAGGUGAAAACUCUUGAGUCAAAUGGCGCAGAGGUGGUAGAGGCGAGAUCUCCAGAUCCAGAGAAGGCCAAGGUUCCAGAGGGGCAGGAUGGUACACCAGACGCGCAAGAGGUUAAAGCUCCAGACGCCGACAUUUUCAAGGCUUUUGAAGCAGAGGAGGCCCUCGUGAUAAGUAUGGCCUCCAGCACCAUAGAUACCAGCGACGCUCUGCUCACCAUAGAAUCAGACGAGUCUCCGUCCGCCAUAGAAAUGGAGGAGAUUCCCAUGGCCAAGGGGUCCAUUAUCUCGUGGGACAGGAAAGGGACAUCGAUGGCCCUGGGGUCUCCGACGGGGGUGGUGGGCUUGGUCCUGGGAGAGGGGGCGGGUUCGGCGCUGCCGGUCCUGGAGCUUCGGCUCGAUCAGGCGGGGGAGAAGCCCAGCCCGGAGGGGACCGAGUCGGUCCUGUCCGAGGAGCCCGAAAUGGAGAGCCUCUUCCCCCAGUUCGACUCCCUGGUCGUCGCCGCGGAGAUGAAAAACGAGGCGGUCUCCCCCGUCUCGUCCAUCGGGACCACCUAUUCCCAAGAGCUGCUGGACAUGUACACCAUCAACCUGCACCGCAUCGAGAAGGACGUCCAGCGCUGCGACAGGAACUACUGGUACUUCACCCCUGCGAACCUGGAGAAGCUGCGCAACGUUAUGUGCAGUUACGUCUGGCAGCACUUGGAGAUCGGCUAUGUGCAGGGCAUGUGCGACCUGCUGGCGCCGCUCUUAGUCAUUCUGGAUGACGAGGCCAUGGCCUUUAGCUGCUUCACAGAGCUCAUGAAGAGGAUGAACCAGAACUUCCCUCACGGAGGAGCCAUGGACACACACUUUGCCAACAUGCGCUCCCUCAUCCAGAUCCUGGACUCUGAGCUGUUCGAGCUCAUGCACCAGAACGGAGACUACACUCACUUCUACUUCUGCUACCGCUGGUUUCUGCUGGACUUCAAGCGAGAGCUGGUGUACGACGACGUGUUCGCCGUGUGGGAGACGAUCUGGGCGGCCAAGUACACCUCGUCCGGCCAUUUUGUGCUCUUCAUCGCCCUGGCCCUGGUGGAGAUCUACCGGGACAUCAUCCUGGAGAACAACAUGGACUUCACCGACAUCAUCAAGUUCUUCAACGAAAUGGCCGAGCACCACAAUAUCAAGCAGAUCCUGACUCUGGCACGAGACCUGGUGUGCAAGGUUCAGACGCUCAUCGAAAACAAGUGAAGAAGAAGAAGAAGAAGAAGAAGAAGAAGAAGAAGCCGCCAUUGGCCGUUCUGCUGAGUCAUUCUGUUACAGGCAUUCCCAGCGUCCUCUCUGUCCCAGCAGUGUCCAAUCAGAGGCCUCACACAGCGGCCCCUGGCAGUAGGAAACCAUAUAUAUCCCAUCCACCCACCACACAUAUACCAUAGACGCCAGUUCAGCAUUCCCACAGCCAUCAGCCUGAUGCCUCUCUGUGUUACUCCAUGCAAAGCUAAAAGAAACCUGUAGCCGCGAAAGCCAGUGUGUGUUUACUGUGUGCUUACGCUGUUACCGCGGGUGACGGGGGGGGGCGG